Molecule: messenger RNA, 834 nt
Organism: Fulvia fulva
Lineage: Eukaryota; Fungi; Ascomycota; Dothideomycetes; Mycosphaerellales; Mycosphaerellaceae
Exons: 1
Coding region: 1-834 (277 amino acids)
Source: RefSeq, a predicted model, not a curated record
AUGGCAAAACCCACAAUAUCCCUAGACCACUGCAGAAUCCCAAGUCAGCCAGACAAAGUUCCACACCUGAAUGGUCAACCACUCCAAAUCAUCGACAACACAGCCGACAACACCGAGGAUCUCUCUCCAGCGAUCGGACUCGCCACAGUCCUCUACAAUUGGUGUCCCGAUGCUCUCUACGCUUUUCUCGAUCUCGAGUCGUGGUUCAGCUUCACCUGGACGCUGACACCGGAUCUGGGAGAACCAAGCGAGUCAAAGCUCGAGAUCGGCCGGAUCAGAAAUCAGAUCACUUUCGGCAAACUUGAUAACGAGGGUCAUUGGAAGCUCAUGAUCGCGUACGAUCUGGAUGAGAAUGGUAUCUGGCAUCCCAAUUUAAAGGAGACUAUGCUGGAUGAUGCAGACGUAACGACUCCUGAUCAGAUCAACAGGUUGGCACAACAAUUCGCAUCAGAUCUUGUCCGAGAAAAGCGAUGGCUCACGGGCAAGAAGAUGAAGCAUGAAUUCUUCAUCGAGUUCGCACCCAUGGAAGACAGCAUCUGGGAUGAUGGAAUCGCCAUGAGCCCUCACUGGCUGUACAAAGCACUGGACUUGAAUCGAUGUACUACUUGCGAUGCUCAAGCGGGUGAAAGCGAGGCGCUGAGUCGCUGCAGGAGGUGUGGUACUGCUGCGUACUGCUCCGAUAAGUGUCAGAAGCAAGACUGGCCGGUGCAUAAAGCUGUGUGCUCCAUGUCGUUGGAUGAAAGAGGGAAAGCGCUGCAUUUGACGAAAGACGGGGGAUUGAUCAGGUGGGUGCAAGCAGGCAUGAAGCCACUGUACGACAUAGAGGAGACGUAA